CCACCAGGUAUCUCUUUCGUUUGCCGAAGCCGCAGGUACGGACUCCAUGACAAUGCUCCAGUUACUUUUCUAGUUUUCUUCCUCUUUGAUCGACAUCCUUCCGAUUGGUUUCUACUUUAUCUAAAUCUCCGCGAUAUUUGAUUCAUCGCGACGUCUUCACCUCGGAUCAUAAAAUUGGUGGAAUCGAACCAUGUUUAUUCUCUGUUCCUGGGACCAUGAGCCCGGAUCUAGGGUCCUUUAACUCUUGCAAAUUUGGAUUCAUCAUUUUUUUUUGUUGAUUUGGGCGACAAUAUAUCCUUCUUCUUUUUUUUUUUUUUUUUUUACUUUCGAUGUCUCAGAUCUGGCCAGCCGAUUCGACUCGUAGAUGAUGAAACCCUAAGGCCAACUUUGGUGGCGUUGAUUCCUCGAAUACUUCAUCGUCGCUGUUCUUCAUUGCGAUUAUAAGGUGAUCCGCGAUGAAUUCUAGGGCGGGGCAAACGUCAUAUCGUGAUCGGACGCAUGAGUUCGUUAAGGCUGUUGAGAAUUGCAAGAAGUCCUUCUCGUCGACUCUAAAUGGGCCGAGCAGCAGCACUGCGCCUAACUUGGAAGGACCUAAAUCAGCAGCCUCCAUCCAGUCGGAGUUCAGCAGGAGGGCUUCGCAAAUUGGACUUGGUAUCCAUCAGACUUCACAGAAACUUGCUAAGCUUGCGAAAUUGGCAAAAAGGACAUCAGUUUUUGAUGACCCUGCUAUGGAGAUUCAAGAAUUAACCUCAGUUAUCAAGAAGGAUAUUACUGCUUUAAAUAGCGUAGUUGUAGACCUGCAACUCCUCUGUAACUUGCAGAAUGAAAGUGGCAAUAUGUCCAGGGAUACUACCAAUCACUCUACUACUGUUGUUAAUAACUUAAAGAAUCGUUUGAUGAGCACUACAAAGGAGUUCAAGGAAGUAUUAACCAUGAGAACUGAGAAUUUGAAGGUUCAUGAGAGUAGAAGGCAGCUGUUUUCUUCAUCAGCAUCAAAGGAAGCAGCUAAUCCUUUCCUUAGACAGCAACCCCUUGUUUCUAAAGGAAGUAAUGAGUCUCCUGCUCCCCCAGCACCAUGGGAAAAUGACUCAACAUCUUCAUCUCCUUUGUUUCCAAGGAGGAAACCAAUUGGGGACCCAUCAUCUACACAGCCUUUAAUUCCGCAGCAGCAACAGCAACAACAAAUGGUUGCAAUACAGGAUAGUUACAUGCAGAGUAGAGCGGAAGCUCUUCAAAGUGUUGAGUCAACAAUUCAUGAGCUGAGUAAUAUUUUUACACAACUAGCUACUAUGGUUUCACAGCAGGGAGAGCUAGCAAUCAGGAUUGAUGAGAACAUGGAUGACACGUUAGCCAAUGUGGAAGGAGCACAAGGUCAACUGCUGAAGUACCUCAACAGCAUAUCCUCAAAUAGGUGGCUGAUGAUCAAGAUAUUCUUUGUUCUUAUGGUUUUCCUUAUGAUCUUUCUCUUUUUUGUUGCAUAAUUCCACCUCUGCUUUAGCUGAGUUAUUUUGUGCCAGUGAUCUGUACUCCUCACACUUGUUCCUUGAGUGGUUACUUCCUUGCAUGGAGCCUCUAAUCUCAUUUGGUACAAAAUGAACAAGCCUUGUAGAUCAAAUGUCCUGAAUCAUUAAAAAAAUGGAGAGAGAGAGAGAGAAUGGAAAUGUAGGACCAAGUGUAUGAAACUCUAGUGGAAUUACAAUUGGAAUUCUUGUGAUAUGCAACUACUUUUUAACA
Zingiber officinale is the source of this 1734-nucleotide messenger RNA. Its product is annotated as syntaxin-32-like. Bases 456 to 1481 code for a protein of 341 amino acids. Gene Ontology annotation, biological process: intracellular protein transport; vesicle fusion; endoplasmic reticulum to Golgi vesicle-mediated transport. The record is from RefSeq and is a predicted model, not a curated record. Gene Ontology annotation, cellular component: Golgi membrane; endomembrane system; SNARE complex. The transcript is spliced from 5 exons. Gene Ontology annotation, molecular function: SNAP receptor activity; SNARE binding. NCBI's taxonomy places the organism in Eukaryota, Viridiplantae, Streptophyta, Magnoliopsida, Zingiberales, Zingiberaceae.